AUGGGAGAAGCUGCACGGGGCCACCUAGCUGUGAACUGGUCUGCGUUGGGACGGUGGGAUCCAGCGCAUCUCCUACCUGGGGGCACCCGGCUGUUCCGAUUUCUCACCUGGUACACAACUACCGUCAAGGAUCCCCUGAUGGGACACCCGGGCCCCUGGUUCAAGUCCUUCCUCUGCAUGGAAUCUAUUGCACCGCUGUUCUUCUUCCCUGUCGCUGCCUACGCCUUUUGGAAAGGGAACUGCAAGUGGAUCCGGACCCCCGUGGUGAUCUACACGACGCAUGUAGCUACUGCAGCGACUGCUUGCCUGGCCCAGAUCCUGUUUGCCGGCUUCUCCAACGCCCAAGUCCCCAGCCCACAGACCCCGUGGGAACGCCUGACGCUGUCUGCCGUCGACGCCCCUUACUUAGCGAUUCCCCUCCUGAUGCUGCUUUUUGUGCUCUUCAGUCCUGCAUAUAACCAAGUGGAAAAAAGGAAAAAGAAAACCAUCGGCCCUCCUCCCUCAGGAAGGGAACCGUGCAAAUUAGGCAAGGGGAGGUGUGUUUGUGUCCCUCGGGGGCAGAGCCUGGCCAAGCCCUCGGCGGACCCGUCAGCUGGGAAAUGCUCUCGCAGGGAUCUCAGAGAACCACCUGGAAAAGGUCUCAUGGCCCAAAGCAGCCCCAAGCGUUGCAUUUCCAGGCAGGGGGGCACAAUUGCUGGCCAGGAGAAGGCAGCAGCGCAGCCCCUUUGUGGUGCCAACUGCCUCGGAUGA
This is a messenger RNA of Candoia aspera, 750 nucleotides long. RefSeq names its product sigma intracellular receptor 2-like. Bases 1 to 750 code for a protein of 249 amino acids. NCBI's taxonomy places the organism in Eukaryota, Metazoa, Chordata, Lepidosauria, Squamata, Candoiidae. Gene Ontology annotation, cellular component: endoplasmic reticulum. The transcript has 3 exons. The record is from RefSeq and is a predicted model, not a curated record.